Messenger RNA from Tribolium castaneum (red flour beetle), 635 nucleotides. Its product is annotated as acireductone dioxygenase. Bases 53 to 592 code for a protein of 179 amino acids. NCBI's taxonomy places the organism in Eukaryota, Metazoa, Arthropoda, Insecta, Coleoptera, Tenebrionidae. Gene Ontology annotation, molecular function: acireductone dioxygenase [iron(II)-requiring] activity. The record is from RefSeq and is a predicted model, not a curated record. The transcript is spliced from 3 exons.
AUAAAACAAAGCACGUUAUUUUAACUCAGUUUUUCAACAAAACGUCGAGACGAUGGUACGUGCGUGGUAUAUAGAAGGCGAUGGAUUGGAUAAUCCGAGGGAUGAACAUCAAAGGUUGCCCCCAAAGUUUAUCACUUUGGAAGACCUUUACCGUAUAACUGGUGUUGAACAUUAUGCGUUAAAUGUUGAUACGUGUGAAACAGACGGUUCCUUGGAAAAAUUGAAGGAAGAGAAAGGCUACACGUACGAAGAUAUUUUCGAAACGCCAGCUGAAGGUGAUUUGGUGGAGUUUUACAAAGAGCAUCUUCAUGAGGAUGAGGAAAGUCGCUUUGUUCUUGAAGGGUGUGGUUAUUACGACAUACGGGAUAACAAUGACGAAUGGAUAAGAGUUGAAGUGGUUUCUGGUGAUUUAAUUGUGGUACCUAGUGGAUGUUAUCAUCGCUUUAUGUUGGAUCACACUAAUUAUUUUAAAGCAAAACGAUUGUUCUUUAAGGAUCCACAUUAUCAAGCUGUUGAACGUCCUGCAGAUAAUUUGUCUUGUCGUCAAGAGUACCUCAAGAAAUUGCACAAUGGAAAGUUUGAAGAGUCAUGAAAUAAUUUGUAAAAGUAGUAGUUAAUAAAACGCUUCAAAUAGA